This is a messenger RNA of Athene cunicularia (burrowing owl), 2780 nucleotides long. It is a transcript of the gene MVK, whose product is annotated as mevalonate kinase. Bases 1 to 1257 code for a protein of 418 amino acids. Lineage: Eukaryota; Metazoa; Chordata; Aves; Strigiformes; Strigidae. The transcript has 11 exons. Gene Ontology annotation, molecular function: ATP binding; mevalonate kinase activity. Gene Ontology annotation, cellular component: cytoplasm. The record is from RefSeq and is a predicted model, not a curated record. Gene Ontology annotation, biological process: isoprenoid biosynthetic process; cholesterol biosynthetic process.
AUGGCCGAGGCGCUGGGAGGGAUCGCUGGAGCCCGCUGGUGCUGGCGGGGGACGCGCUGCUGCCUCGCAGUGAAGCGAGGAAGCUGCACGACUGACUUCAAGCUCCCGCUGCUACAAGGGGCAGCCUUGGUGCAGGACAAGGGCCCUGGCCGCGGAGGUCAGGACCUGCGGACGUUCCUCCGGCUGAGGCCCAGCGCUGAGGGCAGGGUGUGCGUCCGCCUGCCCGGCGUCGGCGUCGUGAGGAGCUGGGACACCCCCCGCCUCCAGGCCCUGCGGAGGGGGGUUGCAGCUGACUUUGAUGAAUCUAAGCCCCCCAGCGUAGAACAGCUGGAUACACUGAGAGAGUUUGCUGGAAUCGCUGCCGGAGCCUCAGCUCCCGAGAGCCUUGCUACUCUUGCCUUUCUUUAUAUGUGCCUGGCUAUUUCGGCUAAGUAUGGAGAUGUUCCCAGUGUGGACAUACUGGUGUGGUCUGAGCUGCCCACGGGAGCUGGGCUGGGUUCAAGCGCUGCCUUCGCCGUGUGCCUGGCGGCCGCCCUGCUGACAGCGUGCGGAGCCAUCUCGUGCCCUCUGAAGGAGGGGGAGCCCACAGCCAGGUGGACAGAAGAAGAGCUGACUUUGAUUAACAGCUGGGCCUUCCAAGGGGAGCGGGUGAUCCAUGGCAAUCCCUCGGGCGUGGAUAAUGCUGUUGGUACCUGGGGUGGAGCCCUGAGAUACCAAUCAGGAAAAAUCACACCAUUAAAGAGGGUGCCGAUGCUGAGGAUCUUGCUGACCAACACAAAAAUCCCUCGAAGCACCAAGGUCCUGGUGGCUGGUGUCAAGGAGAAGCUCCUGAAGUUCCCUGCUAUAAUGAACCCGGUGCUGGACUCCAUCGAUGCAAUUUCUCAGGAGUGCCAAAGUGUUCUGGAAGCGAUGCCUGCAAAUCCAUCACCAGAGUAUUACCCUGUGCUAGAGGAACUCUUUGAUAUAAACCAGCACCACUUAAACGUGAUCGGAGUCGGCCAUCCCUCCCUGGACAGGCUGUGCCGGGUGACGGCGUCCCACGGCCUGCAUAGCAAGCUGACAGGGGCCGGUGGGGGUGGCUGUGGCAUCACCCUGCUGAGACCAGACACCUCCCCGCUGGCCGUGGAAGCAGCCAAGCGAGACUUAUGUGCCUGUGGAUUUGAAUGCUGGGAGACCAGUAUCGGGGCCCCCGGAGUGACCCUCCACUCCUCCUCGUCUUUAAACACCGAAGUGCUGCACGCGCUCUCCAAGAGUUAAGCUUCUGCCUCUGGCAAGACUGAGCUCUUGGCACCGUGUCCUCAGAGCGAUGGUUUUGUGUGCCCCCGACUCCUGGAAACUUCUCUCCUGCUCUCCUGUGCGGCUGAGGGCUUCUAGACGUGGCUGUGGAGCCAAUUUCGGGCCCGGUGUCUCGGGGAGUGGGGGCUGCAGUGAGGACCUGGGAGCAACCGCUUGCGCUCGGGCGAGGUGGGCAUUUGACCCAGGCUCUCAAAAUCCUGUUUUGAAUUUCCUUACUCAACUGCUGUGCUAAUCCCAAGGGGCAGGAGGAGAGGGUCUUGGCUGGAUUCCAGCGCAGAUAAUGACACUUUGCUUGGUUCUGCUGCUUCAGAUGCAUGUGGUGUCUCUUCCCUUCUCCCCCGGUGUCCUGUGAGCCGAGGCUGGCGAGGUGGAUGUGCCGAGCACUUUGACAUUUUCGGGUGAAAAGCAUCGUGGCAGCUCAGGGCUUGACACUCAGGUCUCUGUUUCUCCUGGACUGCAGUUCACGGUGGAGAGGAAACCUUUAAAUGCAGCUCUUGCCUGCUGCUAAUUAAGAGUUGUCUAGUUAAAAUGGAACAUACAGCACAACUCUAAUGAAAUUAUCACGGUUUUCACUCGUGCCCACAGUCUCUGCCUGGGCUGGUAAGCAGGGUCCCGUAGCCAGACUGGUUUCGUUUGUGUGCUGGAGGUCUGGUUCAGGCAGGAGCUGUCACCUGCGAGGAGGGCGCCUAAGGGCAAGGGCAGGCUUAAAAUUUCUACUUGCAAUCGCUGUUCUGGGAUCUCUCUGGCUUCAGUCUUAAAUGAGCGUGCCCUUGACCUUGCCUGUUGUUGGGUGUGUGAAAUGUGCCACUGCCAGGGCGGGGGGGGACAGAGGGGGCAGGCAGUGGGAAGAACGCUAAUUUGAUUUAGUUCGAAGGAAUUGUUCUUUAAAUAGGAAAAUAAAAAACCCACACGACGAAACCACCUCCUCGGAAGUUGACCAUAACUUGGAAUUGGCAAACUAGAAAGCCUAAAAGCAUCUAAACUUCUUACGCAAAUGUAAAUGCAGUUUUUACUUGUGAAAUUUUAAUGAAUUGUACCACGGAACUAAAGGGAAUCGGCAGGUACGUGUCUGAAGCCAAAGUAUCUUGAAGUAAUAAGCUGACUCUUUGUGGCUGUGGUCUCUUCUCUGCCUGCCAAAGAGAUUUUAUCAUUUUCUGUUUGUCUGGGGAUUUUUAAGUGUAGCUCUGUUCAAGAAUUGCUCCAUUCAAAGCUGAGUAAUAAAUUGACAGAGGUGGGGGAGCUCACCUUCCUCUUCCCCUGCAGGAAUAAAAAAAAAAACAAGCGUGAGAAGUCAAGAUGUACUAGCUCUAAAAUCCUGACAUCCUGAUGACCAGCUUUAGUUCACUGAUCAGAUGUAAAACUGUCUCUGGUUUUAAUAAAUUGAUGGGGUUUUUUUUUUAUGUGCAAAAUGUUCUUUGAUAAUUAUGCUGCAUACAAAAGGAAAAAAGUACCUUACACCGCUUCAGUAAAAACAGGUUUCAGAU